AAAAGACGUAAAAGCAUUAGAGAGAGAAAGAAGAGAGAGAGAGCUGGACUGGUGCACAAAAGCGCACGGUAAUGAUGUCUGCGAGUGAUGGGUGAAGGGUGCUUUUCUCUGCUUUUUAACGCCGACGACGACGGCGAAAGAGAGAGUGGAAACCAAAGAAACGUCGCCGGAAAAGAAAAAGAAACGUUGUUGAGAGAGAAAAGAAGGAUAUACGGGAAAAGGGAGAAAAGAGAGAAGAGAGAAGGGUUUAGUGAGAGAGACAGUGACGAAGUUGCGUGUCUUAGAGGUCACUCCCGCCUUGUUUGACUGAGUCUGGAGUCUACAUUCUCGAAUCGUCACGGAGGAAUAUCCAAGAGAAACGUCACCGAAAAUCACUGUUGUUGAGAGAAAAAGGUAAGAUCAAAGAAGGGUUUAGUGAGGGAGAGUGACGAAACUCGAAAGUUGCGUAGGUUGAGAGGGCUCUGCCGCCCUUCCUUGUUUGACCGAGUCUCGACUCCUUACGGAGGAUUACUGCCUCGGAUUUCAUUAUCGAAGAGAAAGGAAGUGUAGAAAAAUACUCUGCUUCAAUAUUUAUUUAUGGAUUGGAUAAAUUUCUUAUGGGUUUUCUGUCUUCGUUCCUCAACGCCCAAGUUCGAGUUUUGGUUUUUUUUUAGGGUUUCGAUGAAUUAGGGUUUGCUGAAUUCACUCAGAAGAUGAUGAUAUCAAGAGGGCUCUUCGGCUGGUCUCCGCCGCACAUACAACCGUUAACACCGGUUUCGGAAGUAUCGGAACCCCCUGAGUCUCCGUCGCCAUACUUGGAUAACAAUGAGGCAGUGCCCGUGGAGGAUGAAGAGGGGAUUGAGGAGUCAGAGGAGAUCGAGCCGCCGCCGGCUGCGGUUCCUUUCUCGAGAUUGUUUGCUUGUGCCGAUGGCUUCGACUGGGUUUUGAUGGUUGUUGGUUCUUUAGCUGCUGCUGCUCAUGGGACGGCCCUUGUUGUUUAUUUGCAUUACUUUGGAAAGGUUAUUCAGAUACUUGACUGGCAUAAACCUUCGGGAGGUUCGGAAGAGCUAUUUCAGAGAUUUACGAAGCAUGCUUUAUACAUUAUCUAUAUAGCCUCGGGUGUUUUUGCUGCUGGGUGGAUUGAGGUCUCAUGUUGGAUUCUGACUGGAGAGAGGCAGACUGCAGUCAUCAGGUCAAAGUAUGUCCAAGUAUUACUCAACCAGGACAUGAGUUUUUUUGACACGUAUGGGAACAAUGGUGACAUUGUGAGCCAAGUACUGAGUGAUGUGCUGCUCAUUCAGUCUGCUCUUAGUGAGAAAGUUGGAAACUAUAUCCAUAACAUGGCAACGUUUUUUAGUGGUCUGGUGGUUGGAUUGGUCAACUGUUGGCAGAUUGCACUCAUCACAUUAGCGACUGGGCCAUUUAUUGUUGCUGCAGGAGGAAUAUCAAAUAUAUUUCUUCACAGGCUUGCAGAAAAUAUUCAAGAUGCAUAUGCUGAAGCCGCGAGCAUUGCUGAGCAGGCAGUCUCUUACGUUAGGACCUUGUAUGCAUUCACAAAUGAAACAUUGGCCAAGUAUUCUUAUGCCACUUCACUCCAGGCAACACUGAGAUAUGGUAUACUGAUAAGUCUGGUGCAAGGUCUUGGACUUGGAUUUACAUAUGGACUUGCAAUAUGUUCUUGUGCUUUGCAACUUUGGGUUGGAAGGUUCCUAAUUUCACAUGGAAGAGCCCAUGGUGGUGAAAUUGUGAUAGCCCUCUUCGCUGUGAUUUUGAGUGGCCUUGGUCUAAAUCAAGCAGCAACAAACUUCUAUUCAUUUGAGCAAGGGAGAAUUGCUGCUUACAGGCUUUAUGAGAUGAUAAGCCGUUCAACUUCUUCUGUUAAUCAGGAUGGAAAUAUUUUAGCAUCUGUGCAAGGCAAUAUUGAAUUCCGGAAUGUUUAUUUCAGCUACCUGUCUCGCCCUGAAAUCCCUAUCUUAAGUGGCUUUUACCUAACUGUACCAGCUAGAAAAACUUUGGCCCUUGUUGGCAGGAAUGGGUCAGGAAAAAGUAGUAUAAUUCCUCUCAUGGAACGGUUUUAUGAUCCUACAUUAGGAGAAGUACUUCUGGAUGGUAAGAACAUUAAAAGCUUGAAACUGGACUGGUUGAGAAGCCAAAUAGGACUUGUCACCCAGGAACCUGCCUUGCUAAGUUUGAGCAUUAGGGAUAAUAUUGCUUAUGGACGGUCCAAUGUUACUUCUGAUCAGAUUGAAGAAGCUGCUAAA
Molecule: messenger RNA, 2240 nt
Organism: Macadamia integrifolia
Lineage: Eukaryota; Viridiplantae; Streptophyta; Magnoliopsida; Proteales; Proteaceae
Product: ABC transporter B family member 6-like
Exons: 7
Biological process (GO): transmembrane transport
Cellular component (GO): membrane
Molecular function (GO): ATP binding; ATP hydrolysis activity; ABC-type transporter activity
Source: RefSeq, a predicted model, not a curated record